GGUCUCACCUGGGGAGCCCCUGACCGUCCCUGACCCCCACCGCAUCCCGCAUCCCGGCAAUGCUAACCGCUGUCUGCGGCUCUCUGGGCAGCCAGCACACGGACGCGCCUCACGCCUCCCCUCCGCGCCUCGACCUGCAGCCCCUCCAGACAUACCAGGGCCACACGAGCCCGGAGGCGGGGGACUACCCCUCCCCGCUGCAGCCUGGAGAGCUGCAGAGCCUCCCGCUGGGCCCCGAGGUGGACUUCUCGCAGGGCUAUGAGCUCCCGGGGGCCUCCUCCCGCGUAACCUGCGAGGACCUGGAAAGCGACAACCCCUUGGCCCCGGGACCCUUUUCCAAGCUCCUGCAGCCAGACAUGUCCCACCAUUACGAAUCGUGGUUCCGGCCGACGCACCCGGGCACGGAGGAUGGCUCCUGGUGGGACCUUCACGCGGGGACCACCUGGAUGGACCUCCCCCACACGCAGGGCGCGCUGACCUCCCCUGGCCACCACCACCUCCUCCCAGCCGCCGGAGGGCAGCACCUCCUGGGGCCUCCCGACGGGGCCAAGGCCUUGGAAGCGGUGGCCCCGGAGUCCCAGGGGCUGGAUUCCGGUCUGGACGGGGCGACGCGGCCCAAAGGCUCCCGGCGGUCCGUGCCCCGCAGCUCAGGUCAGACCGUGUGCCGCUGCCCCAACUGCCUGGAGGCGGAGCGACUGGGGGCUCCGUUGUUCUGCGGCAAGCGCUUCACGCGCUCCGACGAGCUGCAGCGCCACCUCCAGACCCACACGGGCACCAAGAAGUUCCCCUGCGCCGUCUGCAGCCGCGUCUUCAUGCGCAGCGACCACCUGGCCAAGCACAUGAAAACCCACGAGGGCGCCAAGGAGGAGGCGGCGGGGGCGGCCGCGGGCGAGGGCAAGGCUGGCGGCGCGGCGGCCUCCGGCCGCCUCCCCGCGGGUCCCCCCGGGCAUCAGAAGAGAGCCCCUGGCCUGGUGUCCCGGGGGCGGUUUGAGCGAGGAGCAGGUGGUUAUUUAUUGCGAGGGGUGAAGGCGGUGUGGGGUCGGGAGAGGGGACGCUAGGGGUGUUGUAGUCGCUGUGGCUGGACAGGACGCGUUUGCUGUUUGGCUGGCCGGGUGUGUGUGUGUGGGGAGCUGCGUAGGCCCCUCUGUUCUCGGUUUCCUCACGUCCCCCAGCUGGAGGGGUGCGGUGGGGUGUCCCCACCGCGGCUGCAGGGCGGGGGGGACCCGCCGGAGAAGACGGGCAUCCCGGGAACAUAGAGGAGUGGGGCCGCCCCUGCGCUGGGGGGACCUGUCUGGACGCGUCCUUAGCGCCUGGGAACCAGGACAUAAAAGCGCCUCCGGAUCCGCCCUGUGGCCUGGCCCCUUUCAUCCCCUCCUGGGUCUCUCCCUAGGGUUUCCGGAGGGAGAGCUGAGAUGGGGUAGGGGAGGCUGGGGGUCCCCUUCAGGGCGGGGUCUCCAUCAGGCGAGGAGGCUGUUGCUGUAAAAAUAACUCCUUUGAGGCGCCUCCUCGUUAACCCUCCCAGAUGGAGCCAUGAAGGAAGGGGGCAGAGGGCCAGCAUCCGGGACAGCUUCCCAGCCCUCACUGCGGGGUGGAGCAGAGAGCCCGAUAGAGGUGGGUCGUGGGCACGGAGGUCCCCUUCUAAGGCGAGAGGAAGCAGUUGAAUGGGAGAAUGGAGGAAACAAGCCCCUUCUGCUCCAAGCUCGGAUUCGGCCCUUACUCUGGGUCUUGAUGAAAAGUAAAGUUCGGUAGUCCACAUUCCCCAUCCGUUCCCCCCGCCCCACCCCAUGUGAGCUUUCCAGGCAGCCAGAAGCCCCCCCCCUCUAGAAUUAAUGUAGUUCCUCAUCCUAGGUUCCCCAUCAGCCGCCUUCCCCCCUGGGGAUGGAAGGGACAGGGUUACCGGGCUUGUUGGGGUUCGGUGGGGGUGCCAUAGCAGAGGGACCUCCAGCAGUU
Molecule: messenger RNA, 1950 nt
Organism: Myotis davidii
Lineage: Eukaryota; Metazoa; Chordata; Mammalia; Chiroptera; Vespertilionidae
Gene: SP6
Product: Sp6 transcription factor
Exons: 3
Coding region: 60-1058 (332 amino acids)
Biological process (GO): regulation of transcription by RNA polymerase II
Molecular function (GO): RNA polymerase II cis-regulatory region sequence-specific DNA binding; DNA-binding transcription factor activity, RNA polymerase II-specific
Source: RefSeq, a predicted model, not a curated record